AUUUUAAAUGAUUCCAAUAUUACAAUUGGAACUGAAGGUUAUGGGAAAUUUCAUGCAUUAAAUGAGCAUAAAUGCAACUUUCUUUUUGUAUAUGAUUAUCCAGUAUCGGAAGGAUUAGCUAUCCAACAUAUGCAAUCAUUUAUUCAACUUGCACAAGCCUUAGAUCGAAUCUUUGUCUUGCCAAAUAUAUUCUUAAACAACAAUACAAAAGUGAUGUUCAUCACUCAACAAGAAUUUUAUGAAUGGACAAGAUCACUUGAUUUUGCACUAACAACUCAUCAUGCAUACAUCGAAGAAGAUGACUCUAAUUCUUUUGUGGAGGCAAUCAAUCCACUUGAAAAGACUCGAGAAAAUUUUACAAGAAUUCUGAUCGACAAGCUAAAUAUAGAAACACAAUUAAUACUGAUGAGUUAUAAUACGCGGGAGACAUUUUCUUCAAAUGUAAUACCCUAUUCAAUAUAUUCACAAGAUAUUUUAUUAGAAGCGAAUACAAUCGUUGAUAAAUUGAAACCAUUUGUUGCAAUACAUUUGAAUGUGGAAUUUACUGAUCAAAAUCGGUUAAAUCCAUGCACCAAACUUAUUAUUGAAACUUUAAUGAAUUUUGGACGAGAUUUUGGAAUUCAAAAUAUUUAUUUCACUACAAAUAAACCACUUUUCAACGGAUCAUUUAUAUUUGAUGUUUUGAUUGAAUACCAAAGUGAAAUGAUGGAAACAUUAACUCAACCCAUGUCAUUCAAUACUUGGAAUUCAAUGAAUUCAUUUAAUAUUAAAGAUUUUGAAAAGUUAGGAAUAAGAAGUUUCGAAAAUUCCGACUAUGUUAUGGAUAUUAACGGUUUCGAAAUUUUUGAUCACAUUGCAGAUGUUAAAGAAUUUGAAGGAACAGGUAUUCAUGAAAUAUUAGAUAAAUUGGUAUCUAUUAAUGCAGAAUAUUUCCUAGCAGAUCUUGCAGAAUGUUCAUCAGUAACGGACAGCUUUAAAAGUCAAGUUAUAAAAACAAGAGAGAUCAUGAUUAAUAAAGGAAAUAAAAAACUAAAAAAGCGCUAUUUUUAA
Dentiscutata erythropus is the source of this 1050-nucleotide messenger RNA. The record is from the annotation of a GenBank genome assembly. NCBI's taxonomy places the organism in Eukaryota, Fungi, Glomeromycota, Glomeromycetes, Diversisporales, Gigasporaceae.